Messenger RNA from Sordaria macrospora k-hell, 858 nucleotides. RefSeq lists its product as uncharacterized. Lineage: Eukaryota; Fungi; Ascomycota; Sordariomycetes; Sordariales; Sordariaceae. The record is from RefSeq and is a predicted model, not a curated record.
AUGAAGGCCGCUCUGUCCCUCGUUGCCUUGGCCUCCUCGGUCCUUGGAGCCAACAUCCCCAGAGGCUAUGGUCAUGGUGGUGAUCACGUUAGCUAUACUACUGAGGUGAUUGUUACUUACACAACUAUCUGCCCUGAAACUACCACGAUCACCGAGGGUGGUGAGACUAUCACCAAGACUUACACCACCACCAGCACCGUGGAGACCAAGGUUCCCACCGUCAUCACCGUUACCGAUGUUGCUCCCCCAGUAACCAAGACGGAUGAAGCCAUCAUUUACACCACCAUCACUGAGCUAUGUCCCGUCACUGAGACUAAGGUAGUCGGUGGCUCUACUGUUGAGGUUGUCUGGACGUCCACCUCCACCCUCUACACCAAGGUCCCGCACACCGAGACUGUCUACACCACCUCAGUCGCCACCGAGUACGAACACACUAGUGUCUACGAGACUGUCGUAUGCCCCGAGACCACGGUCACCACCGUCUCCAAGGGCGAGACCGUUUAUAUCACGAAGACAAACACCAUUACCACGGCCGUUACCGAAGUGCACACCUACACCACCGUCAUCCCCCAGACCAUCACCAAGGCCGUUGAUGUCACCAUCCCCGUCACCAAGAGCGAAGGUGUCGUCGAGACCAAGUACUCGACCGUCGUUGUCUCUGCCAACAACACCAUCUACACCCCCGUCGCUCCUCCCCCUACCACCGUCAUCCUCCCCACCACAUCGACCGUCGGAGAAGCUCCUGUCAGCGAGACCAGCGGUUCUGCCCCUGUUGUGGGCGCCGCCAAUGCCAUCAUGCAGAAGAGCCCUGUCGUGGCUCUGAUUGCUGGUCUCUUGGGUGCUUUCGCUCUUCUCUAG